CACACUACACCACACCAUACGACACCGACCACCAAAUAUUCAUGAACCCACUUCUAUGGUAUCCAUAGCACACGUCUAGGACUCUCAAGCGCACUGACCAGCGACAUAUCGACGCCAGCGACAAGAUGGACGACGGCGCUCGCGUGUCCGACAGCGACAGCCAUGCGCAUCCCGAGACGGGCGGCAAGUCGCUCGCAGCAGCGGCGGUAGAGACAGGGGGAGGCGAAGGCACCGUCGGAGGCGGAGGGGGCGGAGCAGCAGUGGCAGUGGCAGUGGCAGAGCGGCCUCGAUAUAAGUCGUACCGCAAAAAGUACCGCAAGAUGCGACAAAAGUUCGACGGCGUGCUGGAGGAGAACAGGCGACUCUACAAGGAGGAACAGAAGAUGCAGAGCACGGCGGGACGACUGCGCGAGGAGCUGGACGGCCUCCUUGACAUCCUGCUCGACUUCAACCAGAAUCCGGCCCUUCCUACCCACUUGCGCUUCGACAUUACCCCUACCGACGUCCACACGGCCAUCGCUUCCAUCCCCAGCGUCGUUCCUUCGCACAUCACGCCGCAGGCUGCGAACGAACUCUUUCUUGACUACACCAACGCUGUGCAACGCGGCCAAAUCCCACAUCUCGACUUGCAUGUUAUCCGCGAACAGAUUGACAACAAGCUUGCUAGACAAGGCUUGACUGCUCUGGAAGCCCUCGAGAGAGACGUCUCGCACACACGAGCGACCAUUGAGAGUGUAACGCCUGACGCCAUUCAUCCUGACUCUUCAUCCAGCUUCUUAACAUCACAACAAGAAGACGAAUAUCUGCUGCGCAUGGACGCUGGUCUCAAAGACCCUGCUGCCGUGCUGAAGGAGAAGGAGCAAUCUUCCGACGACCUCAAGCCCUGGGCUGACUUGACUGUCCGGGAGGCCGAGCGACAAACUGAGCUACAAAAUCCACAAAGCCAGCACAACUGGCUGAAGACGCACGCGAAGCAGUCUGGUCCUACUGCGGACAUUGACGAUACCGACAGCAUCGACCACAAGCCACCCCGCGGUGCUGGAGCUAAAAGGAACCUCGCCAAACAAGUCGGUGAUCGGUCUCUCGGUCGCGCCAGAGAGGGUGCGAGUCCCGCUGGUUCAUUUGGCGACGACGAGGAUCCCAGUGGCUUUGUCGACGAUCACCCCAAAAAGCGAAGUCGGGACCCCGACAGCACUUAUCGAAUCAAAGGGGGCAAGAGCAACGCUGCGAACGGUAAGGGCAAGCGCAAGCGGAGCAACGAGACUCCCAGUGGGAGCGCGAAGAAGGCCCGAAUAGAGGACGAGUGACUGUUGCCAAUGUCACCAUGAGCGUGUGCACGAAUCGAUCAAAAGCAAACCGGCCCUGUGAUGAAGAGAUACCUUGCACGCCUUGCAUACUUCACAAGUUGUGCGAGUUCUCAGGUUCCCUCUACGCUGGGCCGCCAUCGCAACUGUCGCUCGGGCAGGAAUCAAGACAGAGUACAAGUCCUCCUGCUAGGAAGGGCUAUCUUGGAUCGAUGAGCUUAGGUCGACCGGAUGCGAUGCGGAACAGCUGGACAGUUCCUGUUACAGUGCCGAAUGCGUGCAACGAUACACCAUUCAUUCAAGAAAAGAGUCAAAAACUACAGAGUGACGCUAUACGUACGGCUACAGGUAGCAAUGGCAAAUACAACCGCAGUGAUUGCGAUGAGGGGAAACGAAAAGUCGCUGCGUACGAAGUUCGUAUUUGCCAGAUCUUAUUUGACAAAUACGGCAACGCAGUCGAAUCAUUGCCUGAACCGGUACAUGGCUUCAAUAUAUCUCUACCACAGUCAAAGCAGAAGAAGGCUGCACAUGAUCUACGGAUUCGACAGAUCUUUUUUGACGUUGAUCGGUAUGGCAAUGCAGUCGAAGUUGAUCAGUACGGCAAUGCAGUCGAAAUUGAUCGGUACGGCAAUGCAGUCGAAGCUGAUUGGUACGGCAAUGCAGUCGAAGCUGAGCGGUACGGCAAUCUAGUCGAAGGAAUGACCAAACUGGUCCCAGGCCCUGUUCGUUCUGAUCACUCCUCCAAGAUUUCCGAACCUUCGCGCAAUAGCUUUGUGGCAUCGACAAUGCCCAUGGAACAGGGCAGAUUGGUGUCGGAAUCGCCUCACGAACAUCGGAUGCGCUGCACCGCCACCCCUGCACGACAGACUGUCACUCCGCCUCCCAAGACUACUGCGACCCUUGAUAAAGCGAGCUAUGAGAACAACCACAAUCGUGGACAGUCCGGCACAACACCACUGCCGCAACAUCAGAUCGCGGAUCUUGCGGGUCCAUCAGACUUCAUAGACUCUCCGUUGGGUGAAUCCUGGUUGUCUAUUCCCUCGGCUGCGCCUCAUAUUCCUUUGUCAUCGACGGUCAGUGUGAACCCGAUCCAGACUGACUCUUAUACCCCUCUAUCACAAGACAAGGUCGCUAUUCCUGAUGAGGUCCGUGAUCAAAAUUCUGGGCAGCCUAGCACCACUACACCACACUCGCAUCUUCCGAUUGCCACUCAAGCAGGUCCCAGAAACCCCGCGGAUGCAUAUAGUCGUGGUGUGCUGGAACGAGAAAAUGAUAACGGAGUCUUCCACCAGAAGAUUGAUUUAGCCAAACAGUACUGGAUUGGUCUCGACCGAUUCUACGCAUUCUCAGCAUAUCCUCUGGGGGAUGCAUCCGUAUUAGUGAAAUUAGUAACAUGGUUCGCGGUGAAUGCAGUCACUGCAAGGGGCGGGCCCGAUAGAGUAACUCGAGAAGGAAAAUGGGGCGACGUGCUUGAGGAUGUGGCACGGGUGCUGGGGCCUACCGGUCCGAAUUCAAUGACACCGGAGAACCUGAAAGAGUUCUAUAUGCGGCGGGUUUCCAGGUACGAAGAAAGUCGAAGUGUGGGCAAGGGCGUCAAUGCGACUAGGAACGAUGGCUUCACCAGAGCUGUCAAUCGGUACUAAAAUGGACUCUUAAACUUCCAUCGGGACGCCGAUGCUUGCUCUCAGCGAGAGAUCGUUGCCGUAUCUCUCAUCAGGUCCCUGGUGAUGGCGAGAGGUGGUUUUGAGUCCGUGAUACGCAAGGGACGAUGGAACGAAGUGUUCGAAGCAAUGCCGAGAGAUCUGCAGUGGAAGAGGAAGAGGAAGAGAUAUGUGAACCAAGAUUUUGAGGUCUUCCGGCGGCAAAUUCAGCCGUAUGGAGAGUAUCUGCGUUCGCUGCCGCCUUCCGCCGACAUGUUUUGACAGCAAUCCAAAAAAAAAGGCAGAUUCAUCCACUCGCGGAAUAAAUUUCAUCAUGAUAUUCGCAUCACUCAUUCACGUGUGUCGAGCACUGGAAAUCGUAGACAGGUUUAGUCGGCAUGAGGCGUGUGGCGAAACAGGGUUUGUCUUCAACCGUAGAAAAAAUGUAUCAAAC
Molecule: messenger RNA, 3398 nt
Organism: Sphaerulina musiva SO2202
Lineage: Eukaryota; Fungi; Ascomycota; Dothideomycetes; Mycosphaerellales; Mycosphaerellaceae
Exons: 2
Coding region: 1325-2947 (540 amino acids)
Molecular function (GO): DNA binding
Source: RefSeq, a predicted model, not a curated record